Messenger RNA from Lactuca sativa (garden lettuce), 1109 nucleotides. RefSeq names its product protein THYLAKOID ASSEMBLY 8-like, chloroplastic. Gene Ontology annotation, molecular function: protein binding. The record is from RefSeq and is a predicted model, not a curated record. NCBI's taxonomy places the organism in Eukaryota, Viridiplantae, Streptophyta, Magnoliopsida, Asterales, Asteraceae.
AUGGAGGAAAGCAUAUUACGAUUUUGCCCUAACAAAAUAGUAUCAUACGCUUCAUCUGGUAAACCUUGAUAUCAUCUCAUUCGCGUUCAGCCGACAACCUCUCCAUUGCGUCUUCUCCACUUCGUCACAGGGUCGUUCAACGAGCUUCAUCGCAGCAGGUGUUGGUUUUCUCAGCAACUGCAAUGGCAGCCAUUGGAGGUCCAUUGAGGUCAAAACUAAGGUCAUCCGUCUCCUCAUUUCUCCAUCAUGACAUAAUAAGAAUACCCAUAUUGAAACACUUCAUCUCUUCUUAUUCUUCUUGUCCUACUCCUACAUCACCAUUAGCAUUCAAUCACACAACCAACACUAUUUACAAUACCUGCCAUUGCCAACACCAGCUUCAUACAUGUUUGAGGCCUCGCCAUUACCAUGAUGGCAGGCCUAGAGGUUCCCUUUGGAGAGGAAAGAAAAUGAUUGGUAAAGAAGCUCUUUUUGUUAUUUUGGGGAUAAAGAGAGUCAAAGAUGAUGAAGAGAAACUAGACAAGUUUGUUAAAACUCAUGUAUCAAGGCUCUUAAAGAUGGACAUGGUUGCUGUUCUUAAUGAGCUUGAACGCCAGGAGGAAGUGGAUCUAGCUGUCAAGAUGUUUUGGGUGAUUCAAAAGCAAGAUUGGUAUCAGCCUGAUGUGUAUCUGUACAAAGACUUGAUAAUCUCAUUAUCUAAAUCUAAAAAGAUGGAUGAGGCCAUGAAGCUAUGGGAAAGCAUGAAGAAGGAAAAUUUAUACCCUGAUUCUCAAACAUACACAGAAGUGAUUCGUGGGUUUUUGAGAUUUGGAUCUCCUGGAGAUGCAAUGAACAUCUAUGAGGAUAUGAAACAGUCUCCGGACCCACCAGAUGAGUUGCCAUUUAGAAUCCUACUCAAGGGGCUUCUUCCACAUCCCCUUUUGAGAAAUAAAGUCAAACAAGACUUUGAGGAGAUUUUUCCUGAUCAGAGUAUUUAUGAUCCCCCAGAAGAGAUAUUUGGAUUGCGUUAAGGUAUCAAUGUGGAUAAUAGCAAUAUGUAACCUGAAACUUAUAAAAUGCUUACAUGUGUUUGAUUACAUAUGGCUAUUAUUAGUAAAGAAGUUUAAGUA